Messenger RNA from Leptidea sinapis, 808 nucleotides. It is a transcript of the gene Trs31, whose product is annotated as trafficking protein particle complex subunit 5. Gene Ontology annotation, biological process: endoplasmic reticulum to Golgi vesicle-mediated transport. Gene Ontology annotation, cellular component: TRAPPIII protein complex; TRAPPI protein complex; TRAPPII protein complex. The transcript is spliced from 5 exons. Bases 235 to 795 code for a protein of 186 amino acids. NCBI's taxonomy places the organism in Eukaryota, Metazoa, Arthropoda, Insecta, Lepidoptera, Pieridae. The record is from RefSeq and is a predicted model, not a curated record.
AAUUAAACUUUAAAGAUAUUAAUUAUUAUCUAAUAUCAUUAUUAGUGAAUAAUAAGUUGUGAGAAUAGUAACGAGUAUAUAACACCAUAUUAUAUUUAAGUAAUUUGGUACGAUCAACGAGAUAGCUAAGAAUAAAAACAAGUAAACAAAAUUAAAUAAGUACCUACCAUAGCUCUGCCUGAGUAAAUCUUUGUUUAAAAAAUUAAUAAUUAGCUUCUUAAGCUUAUUUAAAUAAUGUCAUCUAGUCGUUCCAAAUCAUCAAUAUUAGACAAACCUCUUAGUAAAGGGAAGGGUGAGGUCUCCCUUGCAAUUUACGCUCUUCUUUUCUCUGAAAUUGUCCAAUAUUGUCAAAACCGUUCGCAUUCAAUACAAGAACUUCAGAAUAAAUUGUCUGAAAUUGGACAAGAUGUAGGCACAAGACUUUUGGAUUUAUAUUUUGUCAGAGAAAGAAGUAGUAAACGGGAAAUUAAGUUGUUAAACAUGUUGCUGUUUGUAAAAUCAACUCUUUGGAAGGUGCUCUUUGGAAAAGAAGCUGAUAAACUAGAACAUGCCAAUGAUGAUGAAAGGACAUAUUAUAUUAUAGAAAAAGAUGCCCUGGUGAACAAAUUUAUAAGUGUACCAAAAGAUAAAGGGACACUCAACUGUGCUUCUUUUAAUGCUGGAAUCAUUGAGGCUGUUCUAACUAGAAGUGGCUUUGCAGCAAAAGUAACAGCUCACUGGCACAAAGGCACAACAUACAUGGUGAAGUUUGAUGAUAUUGUAAUUGCAAGAGAUAAAUCACUUGAUGACCGAUAAAUAAUUGUAGUGA